GCAUUAACCCAUAGCCUCCGGCAAUAACAUCCAACGCGCAUUCGAUACAACCGAGGGACAGAUCCCACAGAUAUCAUCAGUUCCUUGAAUUUUCUGUUCUAAUUCCGUAAUCCGUAUGGCGAAUCCGUCGACGAUCCCGCUGCCGGCGGCGACAGCUUAUCCGCCGCUGACGACUCCGGUGGCCGUGAUAAGCCCCCAGUACUGCGCGCCGUACCCCGUGGAUCUGAGAAUCACCAAGAAGCUGAUGACCCUGGCCGAAGGCGGGUUCGCCGUCACUGACGUCAACGGCACCCUCAUGUUCAAGAUCAAAGGUUCCGUCUUCAGCCUUCACGAUCGCCGCCUCCUUCUUGACGCCGCCGGGAAUCCCGUCAUCUCCUUCCACCAAAAGCUGCUUUCGGCGCAUAGAAAAUGGUAUGCGUACAGAGGAGAGAGCUCAGAUUCGAAGGAUCUACUGUUCACGGUGAAGAAGUCGUCGGUAAUCCAGCUGAGAACUCAACUGGAUGUCGUGUUAGCGAGAAACGACGCGUCGGAAAGCAGCUGCGAUUUUAAGAUAAAAGGAAGCUGGAUGGAGAGAUCGUGCACGAUUUACCUUGGGGACGGCUCCACCAUAAUCGCUCAGAUGCAUAAGCAGCAUAAUUUGCAGAGCAUCGUGUUUGACAAAGACACGUUCGGAGUGACGGUGUAUCCGAACGUGGACUACGGCUUCAUAGUGGCGCUGGUGGUCAUUCUGUAUGAGAUCAACGAGGACAGAAGCGGCAACGAUUAAAAUUACAACCACAACCCAUCUCUCUCUCCCACGUGUAAUCUAAUGAAUCACCUAAUUUACCUACGCUUAGAUUUGGACUUUUCUUUUCUUUUCUUUUAAUAUGUAAUUUAAAUGUUGUUGUGCUGUUUCUACGAAUUUUAUAUAUGUUUAGGAUCUUGUCUUGAGAUGUGUAGGGGUUGAUUUGGUUGCACUCCAUCGAUAUAAUAAUGUUGUUACUUUUUUCUUAAACCUUGAAUCAAAGUCGUGUAGCUUACAUUAGUGUCAA
Messenger RNA from Momordica charantia (bitter melon), 1031 nucleotides. Its product is annotated as LURP-one-like protein (DUF567). The record is from RefSeq and is a predicted model, not a curated record. NCBI's taxonomy places the organism in Eukaryota, Viridiplantae, Streptophyta, Magnoliopsida, Cucurbitales, Cucurbitaceae.